CUACAGACUCAGAGCUCCUUUUGAUGCAGAGCUCUGUCCUCUACAAUUUGCAAAAAGGUUUCAUGCAGGACACCACAACUUGGCACAAGUGGAAGAAUCCAAAGGCGGCCUGGGCUAGGGAUGGCUACUCUCCAAAGUCCGGUGGAGGGCAAAGAGCUGCAAGCACCACUCGUCCCGCAGGCCGAAGCAGGGCAGCCCCCGUUGGUGCCCGCCGGGAACUACUAUGGAGAGCGGAGAGUCCGCCGCAGUCGCAUGGCGCUUGCCGACCACAUGAACGUCCUAAGCGAUGAGGGGGGCAUUCUGUUGCCCAAGGGGCUACUCUCUCAGGGGUGGGCCGCUGCCAAGGAGGUGGCCAGCAUACCGGUCCUCAGCAGAGACUUUGUGUUUCCAGGCGAGCAUCUCCACAUUUUGGUGCACACCAAGCCCCAGGACCUGCCCCCAUCCGCUCACAGCAGCAGUCGGCCCUCCCUAGUUGUUCCAGCCCGCGACAUCCUCCCUGGCAACGCCGGCUCAAUUUCAGAUGCCACUGCAUCACCCGACGCAAACGCAGCUGUCCGGCCUCCAGGGGCGGAGUCUUCGGCGCAACUGAGAGGCGAUGGAGAGCGGAAUCCUAGCCGGAGGAAUAGUGGAGCACCGCCUUCGGAGCCCCCGUCAAGGGGCCGCGCCGGGCCAGGAUCCGACCCCCCCCGGCUGCUCAAGAGCAUGUCGAGCCUGCGGCGGGAGGGCGCUCUGCGGCGGAGCCAACUGCAGCUGGACAGCCUGCGGCGCUCGCACUUCUUCGUCCAGCUGUCUGACGGGAGUGAGACGAUCCCGAGCCACCGGCGGCAGCGCAGCGCGGGCAGUGGCGGGAGCUUCGGCGCCGGGGGGGUGCCCAACAUCUCGAACCACCUGGUGCAGUUGACCCCCUCGGGGAGCGCGCACACGAGCCGACGGCCGUCGGUGGAUAUGAGCCAACGGGGAGGGGCGGGGGGAGGGGUGGCGGAACUAGGGUGGGGGAGCGAGGGGGGAGUGCAUGGGUGCACCCCCAUCUUCACGGAACAGGGCAAUCUAGACCCCCACCAGGCGGGCGGCCUCGCGCGCGGCGCGCUCCUGUCGCACUGCCUCCCCAGCGGGGAGCUCUGCGUCCUGCUUGACGUCACGGUGGCCAUUCACACCACCUCCGACGUGGCGCUCCUCGAAGUCCUCCAGUUCGAGCGGCUUGACGCACCCCCUGCGCAGUCUCCCAAGCAAGCGCCACUUUCGCGGGGCAACUCAACCGCAAAUCCGCUUACCCCUCCAGAGUUUCCCGCCCCCCCCUCUUUCGACCGGGCUCAAUUACUAGAGCCCUACCCCCCCGAUCCAAAACGGGACCUCCUUCAAUGGCUCCUCCCAAUCGAGAACUCUCGAUCUCCCACCCCGCCAGCAUCCCCCCCCCGCCAAAUGUCGUUCAACUUCGGCGCUGCGGCGGCGAGAGCGGCGGCCGGAGGGGCACCCCUACCGGAAAAUGCGGGCGAGGGGCCUGUGCACGCGGCCGGAAAUCUCGCAAGGGGUGCGCUCGGAAGCGAGGGGCUGCUGAGCUUCAGGGGGGCACCGCUCGAGCCGCAACGGUUUACGCCGCAGUGUGGGUUGGAGGGGCCGCACGUGCCGGGGAAACGGUGGCAAAAGCGCGUGCAGGUACUCCACCCGCUUAUGGUGGAAUCAUAUGGGACGGAGGUCAACGCGGAGCAGCUCAUCUGCGUGUCGGUGGAGAACGUCCUGCCGCCGGUUGGGCCGACGGCUGACGUCACCAUGUACGUGGACUCCAUCAGCCUGGAGUGGCGCUCGGGGGCGCCCGGGAGCGGGCCGCUGCCGGUGCACGUUGCUUGCGUCGAGGUGGGCGACGCCCUAUCUCUUCCCAACCUCCCCCUCCGCCCCGGCGAGCAGCACUUCUUCAUCCUGCGGCCCGCUUCCCUUUUCCCCGCGCCAAAUACGGUCGAGCAGCAUGCCCGGUUCUCAAAAAGGGGGCCCGCCGCCGGAGGACGCGGGACCCCCCCCGAGAGUGCGUUCAGCGAGGGGGGGCUGGAGUACGCGGUGGUCGUUGCGUGUAGAUGCAGCCAUACAGAGUCGAGGCUCUUGUACCGGCAUAGCCUGACCUGGAAACCAAAGACUUCCCGCGAGCUACUGUUGUCGGUGACGUUGGAGGAAGAGGGGCGGAAUCCGUUCACAGCGGCCAAGCAGAGCACGGCGCCUCCGCUGUUCGUCCCCCGGACCGUCACCAUCCGGGCGACCAACUUGACCUCCGCUGAGCUCAUGCUGACGCUCCUGGCGCCCAGCUCCUCGCCCGGGGGACAACAACCAGGCGGCCCCCGCCCCGUGCGCGGGCCAGGGGGAAGGCUCUCGAUCGGCAUCCCGGAAGUUGGGCUGCUGCAAUUGGAGGACCGGGCCGGCAAGCCCGAGCAGAAGACGUACGAGCGCACCGCCUCGUUGCCGCCGAUCCACCGCAUGGAAAGCAUCGUGGGGCACAACCUCAAGCUGGAGGUGAAGCCGCUCGGGAACUCCGUUCCGGUGGGGGCUGCUGGUUCCGGCGGAACAGCGGACUUCGCCACGGGCGCCGCAACAGAGCGGUCGCACCUGUGGCUGCAGAACGUGGUGCCACUGGGCCGCGUUCCGCCGCACGCCACCACCGCGGUCAAGUGCGACCUGCUGCCGCUCUCCGACGGGAUCAUCACGCUCGACACUCUGCAAGCCUGCACGCGAAAGAAGGACAAGAUCUUUGUCCCACAGAGCCCGCUGCAAAUCUACACGGGCCUCGCGCCGCCGGUGCACUCGGCGUUCUCGAAGAUAGAGGUUGCUUCUUGAUGUGGAGAACGGCGGGUUGCCGGACGAGGUACUCGCAUUUGUUUGUAAACGUUGAUUGUUCGACUGACCGCGUAUUGCGAUGUACAGCUACUUAUGCAAUCCUUCCAUGCCUGUGACGUAUGUUGAGGUCG
Messenger RNA from Klebsormidium nitens, 2948 nucleotides. NCBI's taxonomy places the organism in Eukaryota, Viridiplantae, Streptophyta, Klebsormidiophyceae, Klebsormidiales, Klebsormidiaceae. The record is from the annotation of a GenBank genome assembly.